Molecule: messenger RNA, 657 nt
Organism: Botrytis byssoidea
Lineage: Eukaryota; Fungi; Ascomycota; Leotiomycetes; Helotiales; Sclerotiniaceae
Exons: 1
Coding region: 1-657 (218 amino acids)
Source: RefSeq, a predicted model, not a curated record
AUGGGUCAAACACCUUCGAAGAUAUCAAAUGGAAUCGGUAGACCAACACAUGUCACAGGAUGUGACGCCGAAUUACUUCGUCAAAGUCGAUCUGCAAUAGAGAAAUUCGCCCAAGACAGAGAUGAGGAUUAUUUCCCACAUUCUUUGAUCUUUCGAAAAGCAAACCCUCGGCUUGGUUAUCUCUCGAGAAGACUAUUUUUUCGUCGACCUUUGACUUUAGAUCGCCUAAACGUGUUUAAGCAUCGACCUGCAAGUCUUGUAGGCGCCGUCUGGAAACAUAUCAAUCCAGAUCCAAAAUUAAGCGCUCUUCAGGAACAGGCAAUUGAGAAGGGGAAGGUGAUAGAUAUUCUCAAUACCCCAAAUCAGCUUCACCUCGUAUCAACGAAAAUCAUCCUGCAAAAGUACUUUCACAUAUUCGAUGAUUUGUUUUUCAGAGGCACACUAAACGAAUACGUCACUCUAGUCACUGCUUUACCCGGCAAUAACCCACUUGGUUGUCAAGGCCACACGUCCCAAGAAUCGAAGGCCAUUUACAGAAGAGGUAAAAAGAUGUCAUCGAAUGUCGCUUCCGGCCAAGGAGCACGAUCACCAUCUUUAUUGGACCAGGAAUGGAGCCGCUCAAUGGAGAAAAAUUGCGAAAGUUAUUUGGCAUCCUAG